UUUCAGGCCUGCUGGGAACCGGACUCUAAAGGACAGUAUGUCUGGAAGGCUGUGGUGCAAGGCCACUUUUGCUGGCUAUAAGCGAGGUCUCCGGAACCAGAGAGAGCACACGGCUCUCCUUAAAAUUGAAGGCGUUUAUGCCCGAGAUGAAACUGAAUUCUACUUGGGCAAGAGAUGCGCUUAUGUGUAUAAAGCAAAGAACAAAACAGUGACACCUGGAGGCAAACCAAACAAAACCAGAGUGAUCUGGGGGAAAGUAACUCGGGCCCAUGGAAACAGUAGCAUGGUCCGUGCCAAAUUCCGAAGCAACCUUCCUGCAAAAGCCAUUGGACACAGAAUCCGUGUGGUGAGUACAGAUAACAAAACAAAUGUUUGGGUUUUUUUUCUUUGCCUUUUGAUGCCUCAGAGUCAGUUUGAGGGGUGAACCUUAUACCUACCA
This is a messenger RNA of Microtus ochrogaster (prairie vole), 439 nucleotides long. It is a transcript of the gene Rpl35a, whose product is annotated as 60S ribosomal protein L35a-like. The record is from RefSeq and is a predicted model, not a curated record. The transcript is spliced from 3 exons. Gene Ontology annotation, molecular function: structural constituent of ribosome. The coding region runs from base 38 to 424 and encodes 128 amino acids. NCBI's taxonomy places the organism in Eukaryota, Metazoa, Chordata, Mammalia, Rodentia, Cricetidae. Gene Ontology annotation, biological process: translation. Gene Ontology annotation, cellular component: ribosome.